AUGGAGCAGACCCAGCCUUGUGGUCUCUACAGAUUACGGUAUGGUGGACAUGUGGCCCUUCUUGUAUGGUUUAAGAGGGAAGACGAAGAGUUGAGGAAGUUCGCUGCAGAUGGGUCUUUGAAAAACCUUGCUGGGCUUGUACGAAACCAGGAGAGCCAUGUGUUGUGUUGGGCAUACGCAGCAGGGGACCUUGUUAGCACCGAAAGGGUAAUCAGAGGUUUGAUACAGAAUUUGUUCCGCUCUGUCCCUAGGACCUUGUUGAUAACAUGGAGCCAAAGGAGAGAGGUAAAGACGAAGAAGCAGGUAUAG
Microthlaspi erraticum is the source of this 309-nucleotide messenger RNA. NCBI's taxonomy places the organism in Eukaryota, Viridiplantae, Streptophyta, Magnoliopsida, Brassicales, Brassicaceae. The record is from the annotation of a GenBank genome assembly.